This is a messenger RNA of Pocillopora verrucosa, 1522 nucleotides long. RefSeq lists its product as uncharacterized. NCBI's taxonomy places the organism in Eukaryota, Metazoa, Cnidaria, Anthozoa, Scleractinia, Pocilloporidae. The record is from RefSeq and is a predicted model, not a curated record.
ACAGGGUGGGACUUAAAAUAGAAAGCAUCUGUGCAGAAACCAAUUCUCCAACAGACUGGAUCAAGAUGAUUUUCUUCUGCAUUUUAUUUGCAUUUGUUUUUCUCGUUGGAAACGAUGCCGCUCUUCCUGACGUGGGCUCUUGUACUUUCAUGGAGUACUUCUGUAGUGCUCGUAAAUGCAGUACUGCUUUUUACAAAGCUUUGCAGAAGGACUCAAAGGCAAACUGUGGUGUGGAGCUUAGCAAACUGAAGAAUUGUAUUGCCGAAGUGAUGAAGAACUGUGCUGGAGAUUUAAUGACCGAAAGCCAGAUCAGAGAUAUCAUUGACAAGACCGUAACGGAAGAACAGCAGUGUCUGGAUGGUUCUAUGGAAAUUCCAACUAUGCCGCCAAGCGGAUCGAUUUGUUCAGCAUCAUUUAGCAGUAAUGCAGAAACUUGCGUUCGAUCUUUUCACCAAAUGUUUGCCAAGGACAAAUCAGAUCCCGCUCUUUGCUCGCAAUAUGCUACAUCAAAGAGGUGUUUAAAGAACCUGGUCGAUUCUGACUGCAACUUCCCCGCCCUGGCCAAGGAAGUGUUGGAAUUGGGUUACGGUGACUACAAUCCUUUUUGCGCAAACAAUCGGGACCCUGGGGCGACCGGAAAUGAUCAGUGCUAUGGCGUGCAGGAUAAGAGCGGUGAUGCAUUGAAAUAUUUCAAUGCAGCCGCUGGAAUCAAGUCCAGUGUGCUGCAGACGCUGGUGUUUGCUUCCUUUUUGUUUUUUUUCUUUUUUAAAGUUUAAAAGGCUUUAGCCCCAUGUUUGUCUUGAGUUACAGAAUAGUUUCUAGACUUAAAAAUUUUAAGAUGAAAUUUGACACUUGUAAGAGGCGUGUUUCGGUAACUUGUUUCCGUUUUUGUUUGUUUGUUUGUUUGUUUUUAUAUUGGUUUGUUUUCUUUCGUUCGUCGAGGAAUACAUCGUCCUUUAUAGUCGGGGUUCUAGCAUGACAAAUAUCACAGAUAAUGUUUGCUUAGCUAAUUUUCAUAAUGUUGAUGUCACAAUAAACUUAGCUUAAGAAAAGGGAGCCAAAAGCAUACAUUUCCCUCGUAUCAACAUCGCAAAAAAAAAAACAACAACAAAAAAAACUACUUCUGAUAAAACUGUAGCGGAAAAAUCAUUUACCCGUCUCGUUUUUCGGACUUCCAAAAACCCUUCGCCACAUAUUUCCUUUGCCACACAGCGAUUCCCAUAGUUCGUGAGCGUGUAAAAGGAUCUCUUGUUGCGGCGUUUAGAUCACCCCUAAUGAAGGCACUAGACAGGAGUGUCGAAACGUUGGGUCUAUGAAUUGUAACUUCUCGGUUACAUUCAUUAAAUCCGAAAGCUAGACUAGCAUCAAAGCAUGUCCGAACAGGAUCAAGAUGAUUUUCUUCAACAUUUUAUUGCCUUUGGCAAGUUAAUUCACAUUUAGAAUCAAUUCUCAGUGUAUUAUUGUUGUGUUGUGUUUUGGGUGCAAAGCAUUCGCAAGUUGGGAGUAUAAUUUAAACACCCAG